ACCCCUACGCCCACUAAAGAAAAGAGGCAAGGAACGCACGAAAACAAGGCGAGUGGUCGUCGGGAAUCUGUGCCGUGGCUAAACCCCCCAAAACCCUCUCAUCUCUAUUCCCCGACGCUCUCUAGCUCCGAUAUGCACAUUUUUGCCCCUUGUUUACCUUUUCACGUUUUCUUGAAAUCCCCAAUCUUGGAUUUGCAGUCUGCAUUCAUCUUUUAAUCUCACCCGUGUGCGCCAUUGAAGAUCUGAGCUUUUAUGGUUCUUGUUCCCAGUGCGAGUGAAAGCCUGAAGCUUUGGGAAGGAGUUUAAGUUUUAAAAAUGGCUUACCGACGGAGUGUGAUAACUAGAGCGAAGCAUUUCUAUGAGCAACAGCGGUUUGCUCAAACAAUUCCCCACAUUUACUGUGAGGAUGACCGGAGAAAACCCGAAUCCAGUCUGCACAAUCCCAGAAUUUUAAGCGAUCUUCAGAGCUGUUACUUUGGAAAUAGAGUUAACAGUGUUGGUGGCAGUGUCCGGAAGCUUUUUCCUUCACAGCUCAUGGUUCCCAUGAGUUUGGGAGUCCCUUUCGUGAGGAAUAUGUCGACCAGUGUUGGCGAGGGAGUUGAUAAGAUGGAGUACAUGUCUGAUGUUGCUGGAGUUCUGUCUGAUAAGGCGGUUGAAGCCGUGGCUUCUCAAGCUCCAGCAGUGAUGUCUGAAGUUGCAAUUGCUGCUUCUGACUCGUUUUUGCCCGUGGCUGCCUUGCAAUAUGUGAUUGACUAUGUUCAUUGUUUUACUGGAUUGAACUGGUGGUCAUCAAUUGUCUGCACAACUCUAUUAAUUAGAUGGUUAAGCUUGCCAUUGAUGAUACAUCAGUUGAAAGCUACUUCAAGAUUAGCUGUUUUGAAGCCAAAGUUGGACGAGAUAAGAGAAGAGAUGCAAAAUAAGGGCAUGUCUCCUUCAGCUGUAAAUGACGGUCGUGAGAAGAUGAAUGCCCUAUUCAUUGAACAUAAAGUUACACCGUUCACUGCCUUGAAAGGGAUUUUUAUACAAGGUCCUGUAUUUCUCUGCUUUUUCCUUGCCAUUAGUAACAUGGCAGAAAAAGUCCCAUCAUUUAAAGAGGGCGGUGCAUUCUGGUUUACCGAUUUGACUACUCCAGAUAGUAUGUACAUCUUUCCAAUUUUGACUGCAUUGACAUUUUGGAUAACAGUCGAGUGUAAUGCAAUGGAAGGAAUGGAAGGGAAUUCCACCGCGUCCACCAUAAAAAAUGUUUCAAGGGUAUUUGCUGCAUUGACGAUUCCAUUUACUGCAAGUUUUCCAAAGGCCAUAUUCUGUUACUGGAUCAUCUCCAACCUUUUCUCACUCAUGUAUGGAUUGGUAAUUAAAAAGCCUCAAGUGAAGAAACUCCUCGGCGUGCCCAUAAUACCCCCGGCGCCUAGAACCACGGAUCCAAAACCUGCAGUCCCAUUUUUUGAAGCGCUGAAGAAGUAUGCAGCGGCUCAAGAGUACGCGGCAAAACAAGCCACUCAGCAGAUUUCACCAUUGCCUACCGAAGCUCCCAAAACAUCAACCCGACCCUCUUCCCCUGCUCUUAGUCACAGGAUCAGAGCCUUAGAGAAAGAGGUCAAAGGAAAGAAGAAAGGGAAAAAGAGGCGAUAAUGAUUGAUGAUGCAUGUUAUCAAUUCAAUUGAUAAUGAGUAAUAAACUGCUGGCACGAACCCGUGAUUUUUUGUUCUCUCACAUUCAUUUACAAAAUGAUAUAAAGAAACUUAUACGUCUUUUUGCCCAGCUUAUACGUCUCUUUGUUGGUCGAAUGAUGUUGUUGUUACUUUGAUGAAAGCCAUUGCUUGGUGGAUUGAU
Messenger RNA from Cuscuta campestris, 1833 nucleotides. The record is from the annotation of a GenBank genome assembly. Lineage: Eukaryota; Viridiplantae; Streptophyta; Magnoliopsida; Solanales; Convolvulaceae.